Messenger RNA from Aspergillus wentii DTO 134E9, 3372 nucleotides. RefSeq names its product peroxidase/cytochrome P450 family protein. Gene Ontology annotation, molecular function: heme binding; oxidoreductase activity, acting on paired donors, with incorporation or reduction of molecular oxygen; monooxygenase activity. The transcript has 11 exons. The coding region runs from base 1 to 3372 and encodes 1123 amino acids. The record is from RefSeq and is a predicted model, not a curated record. Gene Ontology annotation, biological process: response to oxidative stress. Lineage: Eukaryota; Fungi; Ascomycota; Eurotiomycetes; Eurotiales; Aspergillaceae.
AUGUUGCGAAGAUUCUCUACCAACUUCAAGAAGAACAAGGGUGACCGCGACCAGGAGCCCAAGGAGAAUGGCGCAGUGAAGCAGAAUGGCGCGGCCAAGCAGAAUGGCACACCCAAGCAGAGCAAACGUCAGUCGAAGGUGUCGCCAACACAGCGCAAGCCUGUCGCAGAGGAAGAUAACAGCGCGAAGAGAACCGAAGUCGCCUCUAUCUUCGAGAGAUAUGCGCAAUUACUUCACGCUUCGCGACGCCCUCUUCCCAACCAGAACGGAGAUGGCACCUACACGGACCAUGACUCCUCGUCUGGCCUGUUCCAGGACUUGAAGACUUUUGGCUUCAAGGAUGCUAGCACCCUGAAGGAUCUCGUCAAGAGCAAGGCAAGCGGCGAACUGGUUGACGACAAGACUAUGCUCAUGGAGCGCAUCAUUCAGCUCGUUAGCGGUCUUCCUUCAUUUUCCAAGAACCGUGUUGAACUCACCAAUGCUUUCCUCGAUGAACUUUGGGGCUCCCUUCCCCACCCUCCACUCUCGUACAUGGGCAACGAAUUUGCCUACCGGUCCGCGGAUGGUUCCAACAACAACCCUACCCUCCCGUGGUUGGGAGCAGCCAACACACCAUACUGUCGCUCGAUUGCUCCCUUGACCAUCCAGCCCGGUGGCUUGCCAGACCCUGGUUUGGUUUUCGACAGCAUCUACGCCCGUGAGGAGUUUACUCCCCACCCGAACAAGGUGUCUAGUGUUUUCUUCGAUUGGGCGUCCCUGAUCAUCCACGACAUUUUCCAGACCGACCACAAGAACCCGCACAUGAGCAAGACUUCUAGCUACCUUGAUCUGUCCAUUUUGUAUGGUGAUGUCAGGGAACAGCAGGACAUGAUUCGAACACACAAGGAUGGAAAGUUGAAGCCUGAUACUUUCUCCGAGGCUCGACUCCAGGCUCUGCCCCCAGCUUGCGGUGUGAUGCUGGUUAUGUUGAACAGAUUCCACAACUAUGUCGUUGAGGAGCUCGCGACCAUCAACGAGGGUGGCCGUUUCAACAAGCCAACUCCCCGCCCGGGCUUGACCGAAGAAGACAUUGAGAAGCUGUGGGCCAAGUAUGACGAGGAUCUUUUCCAAACUGGCCGACUUAUCACUUGCGGUCUUUACAUCAACAUCACCUUGUACGAUUACCUGCGUACGAUCGUCAACUUGAACCGUACCAACUCUACUUGGUGCUUGGACCCUCGUGCCCAAAUGGAGAAGCAAGGCGCCACCCCAUCUGGACUGGGUAACCAAUGCUCUGUCGAAUUCAACCUUGCCUACCGCUGGCACUCGGCGAUUAGCGCCAAUGAUGAGAAGUGGACCGAGGACAUCUUCCAUCAGCUUCUGGGCAAGCCUGCCAGUGAGCUCUCGAUGCAGGAUCUCCUGAUGGGCCUGGCUGGUUAUGAAAAGAACCUGAGCCCGGACCCUGCCAAGCGCACCUUUGCCCAGCUGGAGCGUCAGGAGGAUGGAACCUUUAAGGAUGACGACCUCGUCAAUCUCCUGUGCAAUGCUGUUGAGGAUGUUGCCAGUUCCUUCGGUGCUCGCAAUGUGCCCAAGGCUCUUCGAUGUGUCGAGAUUUUGGGUAUCUCUGAAGCUCGUAGAUGGAAUGUUGGCUCCCUUAACGAGUUCCGUAAGUUCUUCGGCUUGAAGCCUCACGAGACCUUUUUGGAAAUCAACUCCGACCCCGACGUCGCGGAGGCCCUUAGCAACCUGUAUGAGCACCCCGACUUCGUGGAGCUCUACCCCGGUAUCGUUGCCGAAGAUUCCAAGGAGCCCAUGGUUCCUGGUGUCGGAAUUGCCCCUACCUACACCGUUUCUCGUGCAGUCUUGUCCGAUGCUGUCGCUCUGGUCCGUGGUGACCGACACUACACUGUUGAUUACACCCCCAAGAAUCUCACCAACUGGGGUUACUCCGAGGUCCGUUAUGACCUCAACGUCAACCAGGGAUGUGUCUUCUACAAGCUUGCCCAGCGCGCAUUCCCCAACCACUUUAAGGCCGACUCGAUCUACGCUCACUACCCCAUGACAAUCCCCAGUGAGAACCAGAAGAUUAUGAAGGAUCUGGGCAGAGAGUCGGACUACUCCUAUGACCGUCCUACCUACACACCCCCCAAGGUGAACCUGGCUUCUCACCAGAACGCCAAGUUGGUCGCGGAGCACCAGAAGAGCUUCCGUCCAGUUGAUGUAGAAGCAUCUCUGUUCGGCAAAAUUGGAAAUGCUCAGACCGAAGAUUCGGCCAAGUCUGUGGACCAGGAACAGUGGAACAAGACUGUCAAGGAGUACUUCGAAGACAUUACCUUGCAACUUCUCCAGGAGAAGAGUGGCAAGCUUGCGGGUAUCAAGCAGGUUGAUAUUACUAGGGAUGUUGGAAACUUGGCACACGCUCACUUCGCGUCCAAGGUCUUCAACCUUCCCCUGAAGACCAAGGAGAACCCUCGUGGUGUUUUCACAGAACAUGAGAUGUUCAUGAUCAUGGCCACCAUCUAUAUCCACAUCUUCUUUGACAACGAACCCUCCCGGUCCUUCCCCGUGCGCCACGCGACCAAUGCCGUCGCCCAGCAGUUGGCCCAGAUCAUCGAGACUAAUGUCAAGUCUGGUAACUCCUCCGGUCUGCUCUCCGGAAUUUUCGGUGGUGGAAAGGACAACCGGAACGCACUGCAGGAGUAUGGUGUACACCUGAUCCGCAACCUCCAGGAAAGCGGCCUCAGUGCAUCCGAGAUUGCCUGGUCCCAGGUCAUGCCCACUGCCGGGGCGUUGGUUCCCAGCCAAGCCCAGUUCACUGAAAUCAUCGACUUCUACCUCUCUGAAUCUGGCAAGCAGCAUCUCUCUGAGAUCAAGCGUCUUGCCAAGGAGGAGAGCAAGGAGUCGGAUGAGAAGUUGAUCCGCUACUGCUUGGAGGCCAUCCGUAUCAACAGUGCUUUCGGAUCGUACCGCCAGGCCGAGACUGAGCAGACUCUGGUCGAGGACGGUCGUGAAAUCCACAUCAAGCCUGGCGACAGAGUCUUUGUCAGCUUUGCCAAGGCCAACCACGAUCCAGAGAUAUUCCCUAACCCCGACGAGGUGAAGCUCGACCGACCCCUGGACUCGUACAUCUACUUCAACCAGGGGGCCGAGGCCUGCCUGGGCAAGGAAGGUAGCUUGAUUGCUCUGGCCUCCAUGCUUCGUGUCGUUGCUCGUUUGGAGAACCUUCGCCGCGCCCCCGGUCCUCAAGGACAGUUGAAGAAGAUCCCCCGUGUUGAUGGCCACACCGUUUACUUGCGCGAGGACUACAGCAGCUUCUUCCCCUUCCCAACCACCUUGAAGAUUCACUACGAUGGUGAGCUCCCGGCACCCAAGCGCCGCACAACCUCUUCGUAA